UGGCUUCUCCUGGCUUGAAGAAUCGAAGUUUUCGAAGCCAAAUAGCAGAUUUCACACAAUAUAGUGUUUUGUGAUUAAUAAAAUUCAUAUGAAUGAAUUUUUUCUGCUCUUUGCCGUGCAUAUGUUGCAGUACAUGAGCACCGCCAGAGUAAGUGCAAAACAGUGCUCUUCAGAGAAUGCAAUAACAAUAUAGUAGUAGUAAUACUCCUUCAGUGGUCUAUGAUUUACAUAUCCAUGUGAAUAAUAAGUCGCAUAAAGAUGACGCUACCUAAAGGCGAUUGGCUAUAUGGGGAUGACGGAAUUUUUCCUCUAACGUGAUUUGUUGCUUAACAGUAUUAGGAGUUCGCCGAGUCUACGAGUGUAGUACUUGUACUUGUUUCGUUGAUCCUUUUCUCCAAAGCAACUUUCAGUGAUUUGCACAUUUAAGCAAGUGGGUAAUUUUGAGUGGAGUAGGUCAGGGCAAGAACGUUCCUUAAGGGUCGGAAGUAUUAGUACUACACGUCCCAUAAAUCCCUUUACCGGAAGUAUGUUUGAGUUUUACUCCGUGCGUCAGGCACGAAAUAUCGUAAAUACGCUUAAAAAGUAUACUUUAAGUGUAUGGGUACAGUUAGUUACAUUAGAUAUGGCAGUGUACGUCUCAUUGCGGUAAUUUUCGUUUUAAUCCCAAUUGCAUGGACUCUUUGGAAUUUGAAAACAAGGGGCGGCUUUUUCAGUCCAGGAGCCGGAGCGGAGGACAGAUGGGCGAUCGGACCUCGCAGCACUUCCCCCUCCAAGGCGCAAUACAGAGUGAGGACGCACUGAGUGUCCAGUGGUACCACGCUGCCAACAGCAAGUCCAAAAUCGCGGAUGCGCUCAAGAGUUCAGCUGACAUGAUUGAAGCUGAUGUUCUUCUAAGGGGUCAUAAUCCCAAAGAGCCCAUUAUGGCCCACCCUCCCGACACAGACAGUGAUAUUACCUUGCAUGACUGGCUAAAAGAGGUGUCAAUGUCUGAAAAGGGAAUAAAGCUGGAUUUCAAAAGCCUUCAAGCCGUGGCACCCUCCAUAACUCUCCUGGAGAAGUUUAGGGGUCAUCUUCAUGGCCCUGUGUGGAUCAAUGCUGACAUCCUUCCUGGUCCAGGGGGUGGAGCCACUGACCUCGAUCCCGUGUCCUUUUUGAAAGCAGUAGGUUCAGGACUUCCUGGGAGUGUGCUGUCGCUUGGUUGGACCACGAACUGGGAGCGAGGCGCAGAAAAUCCAGGGUACAGCUGGGAGAUGGUGCGAGAGAUGGAGGAGGUGUGCAGGCCUCUGAAACAGCCAGUGACUUUCCCCGUGCGAGCUGCCCUACUACCUCAGUCCUUUCUCCAGAUGCAGUGGCUUCUUCAGCAAUCCAGCAGUUACAGCCUGACGGUGUGGACUGGCCAGGCCGACGAGUGGAAGGUGGAGGACCUGCUGCCCUACAGGCAGAACAUUGACAAGAGCAGAAUCUACUACGACCUUCUGGAAUCGCAGUACACCACCCUUUGGAAACUCCCAUGUUGAUCCCAGAAGGAAACUGACUGGCUGCUGAACUAAGCAAGCGACAAAUUCUGACAUUCCUUUUGUUUAAAACAAGGGCCCUUUAGGAAACAAAAAUCUUUGCUCUUAAGAAAUACUACUUAAUUUUAGCCAAAAAGUCUGUGCAGUUCUUGGUAUCUGAAGUUAUACAAGUUGGCAGCAAAUGCUCGCACCUUACUACAUUUACAUUUAUUCAUUUAGCAGAUGCUUUUGUCCAACGCAACUUCCAAUGAACU
Molecule: messenger RNA, 1768 nt
Organism: Scleropages formosus (Asian bonytongue)
Lineage: Eukaryota; Metazoa; Chordata; Actinopteri; Osteoglossiformes; Osteoglossidae
Gene: fam151b
Product: family with sequence similarity 151 member B
Exons: 6
Coding region: 672-1517 (281 amino acids)
Source: RefSeq, a predicted model, not a curated record